Phycodurus eques (leafy seadragon) is the source of this 11840-nucleotide messenger RNA. It is a transcript of the gene trps1, whose product is annotated as trichorhinophalangeal syndrome I. The transcript has 11 exons. Gene Ontology annotation, biological process: regulation of transcription by RNA polymerase II. Gene Ontology annotation, molecular function: DNA-binding transcription factor activity; RNA polymerase II transcription regulatory region sequence-specific DNA binding; zinc ion binding. The record is from RefSeq and is a predicted model, not a curated record. Gene Ontology annotation, cellular component: nucleus. Lineage: Eukaryota; Metazoa; Chordata; Actinopteri; Syngnathiformes; Syngnathidae. Bases 801 to 4943 code for a protein of 1380 amino acids.
AAACGGCAGAGCUGUCCUGUCACAGCAAAAGCGACAACAUCGCCAUUCCGACCUAAAAAUAACAACAACAACACGGUAGCUGCUCCUCUUUUGUCGGGUCGAGUUAACAGGGGAUACGGAACGAGAGACCCCCCCCCCCCCCCAUCCCGCUUGGCGUGUUCCACCGCGUUCAAACUCUUCAUUAAAAAAGCAAGAAAAAAAAAACAACGAAUCACCCUGCACGACAUCAUCAAACAACAUAAAAACCUACAAAGAAAGAGACUAAGCAGCCUUUUUUUCCUUCGUCGCUAGCCCCCGCAGCUAGCCUCCAUCUUUAGCACGGAGCUAAAAAGAAGCUAAUGUUCUUGUUUUCCGGAUCAACAGGUGCUUAAGGUGGCCCUUUUUAAAAAUAAUUUUGAUGAGGAUCUAAACCAGAACUGAGACUGGACCGCCACCUGUUUUAAAACCUCUCCCGCGGAUCUACAAAAUGCUCCACCGAGCUACGACGUCUAACAGCAACAGCAGUGGCGGACCGGACCGAACGGAUGCUUUGUGGAGUUUAAGACCCUUCUAAAGCCCCACCCAAAACAAAAAAUAAAAAUAAAGCUCAAGGUUUGGCCGCCAUGGACCUGAGUGGAGUUAUGUGGGCCUGCUGAGAAAGGAGCGCUUGGAUUUUGUGUGAGCUCCACUCCUGCUUUUUUUUUUUUUUUUUUCUCUCUCCUGCUUCGUAUUAUCAGCGCGGAACCUCCGGGGCCCAACUGAGCCACUUGAACAGAACCGAUGCACAGGCCCGGAAUCAGGCAUGUUGUUUUUAUAACCUGAUGACCAGCAGAGCGAUGGUGAGGAAGAAGAAUCCCCCUAUCCGCAGUGUGGGAGGUGAGGAAGAGGAGGAGGAAGAGGGGAGGAGGCCAGUGGGUGAGGAGGAGGAGGACGGCGAGGAGGAUGAGGGGCGUGUGGGAGCCGAGGCCGACCGAAUAAGCCGCCCCUCCGAGCCUGAGGAGCGAGUCCGGGCUGAUGAGGAGCCCGACGAGGAGGAGGAGGAGGAAGGAGAAAGUGAGUGCAUUUCCUCGUCUCUCUCGCCCUCAUCUGUCGGCAACGAGGAGCGAGGUGGGAGGAGGGGUGGAGGAGGUGGUGGAGGUAGGCCUUCACGAGGAGGAUUGAAAGCGGCCGAGUCAGAUCCCGCAGACAAGGCGGGAAAAGCCGUGCCCCCCGCGCCGGACGCAGGCAGGGAGGAGUCGGUCCCGGACACGCCGCCGCUCUCCUCCAGCCCUUCCCCCAAGCUGCAGGACUUCAAGUGCAACGUGUGCGGUUACGGUUACUACGGCAACGACCCCGCCGACCUGGUGAAGCACUUUAGGAAGUAUCACCUAGGACUGCACAACCGCACACGGCAGGACGCUGCCCUCGACACACACAUCCUGGCUCUCCACAACAUGGUGCCCCCGCACACACCUCUAGUCAUGCAGGCAGGAGAAGGGCCCAGGAACCAAGCCAAAGAGUCCGGCAAGAGCAGGCCGGAGCUCCACCAUCAGCAACACAGGACAGUGAUGAUGAAUGGCACAUAUGACAUCCAGGUUACAUUGAGUGGCGCACUUAUCGGAAUCGGCCGCAAGACCUCCGAUUGCCAGGGCAACACAAAGUACUUCCGCUGCAAAUUCUGCAACUUCACCUACAUGGGCAGCAGUUCAGUAGAACUGGAGCAGCACUUCCUGUCCUUGCAUCCCAACAAAGCCAAGACCCCGCCGGCCACGCUUCUUCUGACCAAUGACAGCCAGGGCAAAGGGAGGAGUCAGAUACUGGACGGGGCGGAGCGAGUGUCUGUUCGAGCGGAGGAUGACUCCUUGGUAGGGUAUUCCAUCCCCAUCCGGGCGGAUUCAUCGGGCUGGCCGGUGGAGGGUGCGCGGGCGUACUACUGGUGCAAGUUCUGCAGUUGGAGCUGCGAGUGGUCGGGAGGCUCGACCAAGCUUUUGGAACACCAUGAGCAGCGGCACAGGAUGAACACGACGAGCCCUAAUGACACCAGAAGGGAAGGCGAAAGAGAACACGUGUUGUCCAAAAGUCGCAAGGAUCUGUCAUCCAGUGGUAACCAAGGCGAUCCGAACAAUGGCGACACUGAGGCCGUGGUUACCAGCUACAACUGCCAGCUGUGCGACUUCCGAUACUCCAUGGCACACGCCUCUGAUGUGAUCGUGGUGGCGCCGUUGCUGCUGCACUACCAGCACAACCACUCCAUCCACCGAUGCUGCAUCCAGCACUGCAUGUACUGUCCGCAGGGCCUAUGUCAGCCACACAAACACUUAGGAGAGGUGUCCCACCCUUUUGCGUGCCGGAAGCCCACCUGUCCAAAAUGUUGUGCCAAAUUCCCCCCGUCCGCCAAACAGCAAGACACAGGCGGCUCGACGACUCCUCCUCAUCCCAGAAGCGACCCUAGUGUGACAUCUGCUUCGACCGUUCACCCCUCGAAUCCUGUUGCCUCACAAGGCGUCACCCACCUGUGCGACCAGUGCGCCUUUGCCACCGCCGACAUCGACGUGCUGCUGCAGCACUACGACAGCUGCCACAGCCUGAUCAACCUGAAGGGUGCGCCGGCGCAUGUCAAGGCCGAAGAACAGGAGGGCGGCGGCAGCGGACCGGACAGGGAGAUGGGCCGGGAGUACUCGUGCACCAAGUGCCACUUCAUCACCGAGGUGGAGGAGGAGAUCUUCAGACACUACAGGCGUGUCCACGCGUGCUGUCGCUGUCGCCACUGUGACUUCACGGCUCCCGAUUCGUCGGCGCUCCUCGACCAUUUCAACUCGGCCCACUGUCACGAUGCCACGCUGUCCUCACUGACGCCCUCCCUGACGCCGUCGGCCAACGGCUGCUCGGCGCCCUCCACCUUGGCCAUCAAGGAGGAGAGCAAGGGGGAUCUUCGCCUCCUCUACUCACUGGCGCCGCCUGAGGGACGCCUGGCCGAGGGGGGCCGCGAGGAGAUUGUCAAGAGCGAGGGCAGCGAGGAGAAGGAGAGAGAGCGCGAGAAAGGCUGGGUCCUCGGGGAGACGAGAGGCGGCGAGCAGGCCCACGGUCUCCUUUGGGUGCCCAAGGAACGCAUGGGACCCGAACCCACCCUGUUCCCCUCACCUCUGUCCGUGGCGUUCGUUUCCACGAACCACGAGACCUCGCAGCAGAAGCGGGGUGGUGGUGUGGCCUCACCCAGCAUGGUCUACCUAGGAGAUACCAAGUCCUUUUUGGGAGAUGCCAAGCUGUACGGAGGAGGGGGGCGGCCGGGCGGAGGAGGAGCCGCCCCCAGCGGAGGGGAGAAAAUGAGCCAUAUGACGUCUCAGCAAUACACAGGCAGUGGAGGGAGUGGAGGGGUUCAGGAGGUGAAAGGAGGAGCUGCUAAAGAAGAGUCCCAGUCGCUGCUACGGCGGCGAAGAGGCAGCGGGGUCUUUUGCGCCAACUGUCUGACCACCAAGACGUCGCUGUGGAGGAAGAACGCCAACGGCGGCUACGUCUGCAACGCCUGCGGCCUCUAUCAGAAGCUGCACUCGACGCCCAGACCUCUGAACAUCAUCAAGCAGAACAACGGCGAACAAAUCAUCCGCCGGCGCACCCGCAAACGCCUCAACCCGGACACGCUGCCGCCCGACAACCCCGCCCCAAAGCAACAGCGCGCCACCGGCGAGGAGCGCAUCAACGGCGACGAGUCGGACAGGAGCUGCGCGUCGGUCAAGAGCCAGCAGCAGCCCUCGCCGCGCUCACGCUCGCCGCGCUCUACGCAGGCCUUCCUGGCUAACCAGACCCUGGAGAUCCACCGCCGCAUGCCGCCGCUGUUGCUCCCGUCGCACCCCGCCUCCUCAGAGGUGGCGGAGGUGCUGGCCAAAGUCGAAGCGGGGAAAGUCUGCUCCGGCGGCAGCUCGGAAAGAGGCAGUCCUAUCGAGAAGUACAUGCGGCCAUCCAAACCCUCCAGUUACUCUCCUCCGGGCUCGCCGAUAGAGAAGUACCAGUACCCCUUGUUCCCCGUGCCUCUUCCCCUCACGCUCUCGGCUGACUUGACGCCCGAGUCCGACUGGCUACGCUUCUGGACCAAGUACAAGAUGGCCGCCGCCGCCUCCGGCAUGAGCAACCUGGGGAGCGCGGCGGCUCUGGCCAACAAUGCGCACUACCUGGGGGCCAUGGUGGCCCCGGUGCAGCAGCACCACCCGCAGAGCUACGCGGUGCCUUACUGCGCCUCCCCAUACUCGACGCUCCCGCCGCCGCCUGCCCCGGCCCAGUACCCGCCCCCGCCUCUCCACCCUCAAACCUCAUCGUCGUCCAUGGAGAGCGACGCGCCCUUGGACCUCGCCAUACGGCAACGGGACGCCACCGAUUGCGCAGAAAAGAGGAAGUGGGAGUCGCCGUCAUCCGAAAACGGGAAAGGUGAGGACGAGGAAGGUGUCACCCGGCGGGAGGCGGAAGACGGCAAGUCGUCCGCCCGCGCCUCCGCGGACGUCGCCACGCAGGACGAGCCAAGCAACCGCUGCCUGCACUGCGCCAUCUACUUCCUGGACGAGGUCAUGUACGCUCUGCACCUGAGUUGCCAUGGCGACCAGGGACCCUUCCAGUGUGGCUUCUGCCUGCACGUUUGCGCCGACCGCUACGACUUUACCACACACAUACAGCGCGGCUUACACUGCUCCAUGGACAAAAAGACGCUGGUGACGGAUCAGAAUGACGCCACCGUGGCGCCGGAGCAUCUGGUUUUGGAGCCGGGACAUCGAGCUUUGGAGCCAGAGCAUCCGGAUUUAACGGCCAAGAAUUUGGAUUUGACGCUGGAGCAUCUGGAUUUGACACCAGAUUUGACCACAGGGGAAAAGGAUGAAAGCGGUGACGGUGCAAAAGACGACGAUUCCCUCAAUGACGCCACAGAUGGAAGUGAGGAAGGCAGCAAGAUGGCGUCCGACGGCGGCGACGAGCCUGACAAGGAGAACACGGAGGCUCAUUGAUAACCCUUGGGAACAUUGGCGCACGCUCCCGAAGGUGAGCCGGAGCGCACAACGGAGUUAAAAAAAACAACCAAUAACAACAAAUGCAUCCCAAUGCUGGAAUAAAAAUUCCCCUGCGAAGAGCUGCAGGGACGGGGGAAAACUUGCAGGCAACCAGAACCAUUUUUGAUGGUAUCAGAGCUGCUUCACAGCUGUUACAGCGGUACAACUGGCACACAUUCUGACUCUGCUGUGGAAAAACCAAAUCUGAUUUGGACUCGGUGGAAAUGCGGUGUCAAAGUGGAUCAGCCCGUCUUCUGCUGUUGGGCUUAAAAAACGGACUUCAAAUAAAUCUGCCUGGCAAGACUAUUUGUUUCGGUGUGGACGUGGCUGCCUGAAACCAGUCGAAACUGGUGUAAAACCCAGAGCCGAAGUGUUCUCCAUGUCCCGUGUGGUCAGAACCAAGUGACUUUAUUUUCUACCUUCCUCCGUGCCAUGAUACUAGCUACGUGCCUGGCUGCCUUUGCCUGCCUGAUAAUAGAACAAAACAACAAUCUAUUAACCGCUUAACCAUUUGUAUCCAAUAAUAAUAAUAAUAAUAAUGAUACUAAUAAUAAUGUUCUAGUACAAAAACAUGCAAUUUCAUACACUUUUCUUACAUGAUAUAUUAUUUUGUAAGGGCAAAUGUUUUUUUUUCAGGACUUGGUACUACAAAAUUAGUGUUUGUUUUUGUUGUUAUGGAAAUGGUACAUGGAACAUUGUGUGUAUGAGAGUGUGUUUUUUGUCUGUGUGCGUGUGUGAGGGUCAAGGGCGCGUCCGUCCCCGAUCUUGGAUGUAAACAAAAUUAAGGUUUGCUAUUUCAGUCCUCAGGGGUCACGCGUGUUGCACACCAGCCCGCCUGCUUUUUAUUUUCAUUUGAUUGUUGUUAUGACUAUUUUUGAACAUGUACAUUAUGUAGCUGUCGUCAUUAUGUUCUCACGUAUAGGGGGUCCUCGAUUUACAACGGAGUUCCAAUCUUACGGCGAUGAAGUAACCCGAACUUUUUUUUCGCAGAUUAGGACUUCGGUCAAGUACAAUUAAUUUUUUCUUGUAAAAUUACGACUUUAUUCACAUGCAAUUAGAAACUUUUCUCUCACAAUAGUCCAAUUUUAUUCAGAUGAAAAGACACCUUUAUUUGUGGAAAAGUGUUAUUCUUCUCUUGUAAAAUUUACUUUAGGCUUCUAAAAUCUUUCAAAAAAUGUUACUUUACCUCUAGAACCAUGUAAAAGCGUGACUUUCAUAAAAUUAGAGCUUUUGGAAAUUUACACCAUUUUCUUUAGAAUUGAAAUCUGAUAUCGUCUAUCACUAGUGUUGUUAUCGCAGUUGUGAAGUCAUAAUUACAGUCAAUAUUUGUAGGAAAAACACUUCAAUAUAAAACAGUCAAAUGGAAAAACAGUAAAUAUGAUUUCUUCUUCCACUAUCUGUAACCUCUUCAUGUAUCGGGACCAUCGUAAACCAGGGACCCCCACAUAGUCCAUGUUCUCUCUCUGUUUUUUUAGGUCACUUUUAAGUGUUUAACGUUUGGGUUAUAAUCAGUAGUCAAUGUGCUACAGGUUACCUCCUCAGUAGUAUUACUGAUGCAUUUUGUAGUGCAAUCACUCCCCCCCCCCCCAUUCCCACCUGCUUUAUUUUUUCUGGCAUCUAUUAGAUGCCUCUCAGUUAUUUAUCAUCAGAAUAUUUUUCUACUUCUCAACUGUUUACAUUCAGAGUUGUGACUUAACCAGGUUGGGGGAAAAAGAAAAACUUUACCUGCCUUGCUGCCUUAGUUACAAAAAAAAACAAAAAACAAAAAAAUCACCAUAAGACUAAAAUGAAGGAAAUAGAAGCCUUUGAAAGAUAUUUUUAUAUCCCUGAAUGAAAUCCCGCCUAGUGCCUGCUCACACUUUUUUCUACUCAACGUUUGUGUCUUUGACUGGAUUUACGCCACAGGUCCAAGUGCCCAAUUCCGAUUGAAUGCCAAAAUCCACGCACAUUUUAAGUGACGCAUAGCCAAUAUGGCUGCGUUGAUAUUCACUGAACACAUGAAUCAACCCGUAGACACCAAAAUUGCACAUCGAUAAGUCAACAACAUAAUACAUAAAUGAUACAAAUACUAAACACUGCAUCGUGUUUAGUCGCCGUGGCCUGACUUUUCUCCCCCAUUGAUUUCAAUGAGGGGAACCUCCACAUUACUCCACAAUAUUUUGCUUAUUUGGUGAUGGACACACCUCCAAUGUAGCACCUUUAGACCAUAUUGUGUUAAAUGUAGUUUAGAUUGGCAUUUUUUCCCCCUCACCCAUCUGGGUUCUAUGAUGGCCAUUUGUGUCCACCUCGCUUCUUUUUAAUGCACCAUUUUAGCUGUGUUAUCGCAAAUGUAAUGACGCUUUCCAAGGGUGGGGAAUUUUGUCUGAUUUGAUCAUUUUCAACAUCAGCUCUUUAAAUGUUAAUAAUGUACUGUUUACAUCAAAUUGUACUUUCAGUUCUUUAAAUAUGUUAAUAAUAUACUGUUUACAUCAAAUUGAACCUUUUGCCUCUAUCGUGGCCACUUUUGCCCGACUGAAAACCAUGAAAACUUAAAUUCUUGAAAUUCUUAUUUAUUGGAUUGAAUCAUGUAAUUUAGACAAUGUUAGUUUAAUUCUAGACUAAAUACUUGAAAAUGUUUGUUUUUUGUGUUGUCUACCAGGUUACAUAAUUUAUCCAGUUUUUGGACAAUUUCAUGUCAUAUUCUUAGUUUUUAAAAAAGAGGCGUUUAAUGGCUUACUGCACUCCAACGGAGCAAAUUAAUCAUGCAAUUUUGAUUGAAGAAAUGGAAGCGCCCUCUGCUGGCUGUAGUAAAUAAGGUGGUACUGCACUUUGAGGUGGUUGUACAAGCUGUACAUUGUGCAGACAAACUGGAAUUUGAAUGGUUAAAAAAAUUAAUUGAAUGGAUAUUUUAUACUAAUGACAAGAACAAAUGGGGGGAAAAACUAUGCAGUAAAAGAAACAAACACAUUUAAAGGUUUGAAUUACUGACUGUCUUUAUGUGGCCAAAAAUGGCCACAAACAAGAUGAAGAUGAAAGGAUCAUAAAAUUGAACAAGGCCCAAGGGUGAAUGUUUUUGUUUUUCUUGGUAAGAAAACUGAUCUGUAUAUUAGCAUGAUUCACACUGACGAGGUAUAGCCAAUCUGCACAUUUACACUGCACUCGCAUUAUCAGAUGGAUUUAUCUUCUGAUCUGAAGGUAUCAGAGUCCCUGUUUUGCUGCCAUGACUCGUUUCCCAACUGAGCAAAAAAUUCCAAAAUGUGUCACUUGAACCAUGAAGCGUAAAUCCAGCCUUUGCCUCAAAAAGGUAUGUCAACAAAAAGAAAUGCUAACCCAUGCGAUUUUAAGGAAUAUAACCAUCUUUCUGUGGGGGCAUUAUAUUUUCAUAUUCCAAAGGAUCAAGUAGACUUGUUUUCAGAAAUCAGCAGGGUUGAUUUUCUGAUCAUUCUUAUCUGGUCUUAUUUUCACCUCAGUUAGCCAUGAUCUCAAACAAAUGCUAGAGCCCUGAAAAAAAUGUCGUGGCCAAGUAUCCAUUUUAGCACAGUGCCCACAUGCUGAUCAUGGUGGAGGCGCAGCCAGGAUGGCACCCAUGUAUUAAGUCAAUCACACCUAAGCAGUCGUGAAGCCGACAUCUGCUCAGCAAAAACAGAUUUUGUUUGCUCAGCUGGAAGCCGAACGUGGUGAUUACACACAUUUAGCUGGUCACCACAAUUUAGCAGGAAAUGGUACAAAAAAUAAAACAAAUCACUUCAGCAUUUAGGGCUUAUUUGUUGCAACAUUUAUCAUAAUUGCAGUAGAAAAAAAUAUUCCAAUUUUCAACUUUGAAUUUUCCGAUAUUGAAAACAUGCCUUACUUGAAAUUGUUUGUUUUUACAGUUCAAAGCAAUAUUAACAAUCAAUUUAAAAAGUUGAGGCCUUUAUGAAAUUUCGAGUCCAAGAGAAGGUUCUGAUGCCAAAAUAAUUCAUCACAAAUAAAAAUCCAUCCAUAUUUCCUUUAACUUGCUGUUAGCGGGUUUAGAAAAAUGUUUUUCUCAAUUUUUCAUCAAUCCGCUGCACCUGCACGGAAGUCUUCUAGUGCCCCACUAGGCUAAGUGCGGCUCACGUAGGAUAUUUUUUAUAAAAAAGGGAAAAUUCCUCCUUUCAGUCUUGAUUCACUGAUUGAAAAUUGAGAAAAUUCCCACUCUCACCCCGUCGAGAAGUUUCAUGAAAUUGGCACUAGUCGUGGAAAAGUCAACAACUUUACCAUCGUUCUACUAGUGUGCUGAAUUGUUUUACUAGUGAGCACAAAGAGUGUACUAGUAGAUGGACCUUAAGCUGCAUAUCAAGGAUAUCAAAUAAAUACUCAAACAGCUUUCCAUGUGAAUGUGUUACUUUUUGGAUGAAAUCCUACUAAAUUGUAAAUACACCCGGUCAAGGUCGCACUUCGUUAGCUGCUUGAAAGUCACAUGGUCUAAAAAAAAAAUAGCUCGAAUCCAAAGUUCGCCUUUAAUUUUGCAAAAAAAAAAAAAAAAAGGAAAAAAAAAAAUCCUACCAUGUAAGAAUGACAAUAAUUUCAACUGUGGAAAGUGAAUGUGUAGCUCUUUUUUUUUUCUGCAGGCGGUCACAAUGGUCAUGUUUACAGUGCCGUGAAAACGUAUUUGCCCCCUCUCAAAUUCUAAAUUAUUUUGCAUAAUUUCCCCACUUUAAGAUCGUCAAACAAAUGUACAUAUUAGACAAAGAAACCCCAAAUAAACAUAACAUACAGAUUUUAAAUUGUGAUUUUAAUUAUUACGGGUUACCUGGACCUGUGUGAAACAGUAAUUACCCCCCCCUUGUUAAAUCAUGAAUUAACUGUGGCUAAAUCACAUUUAAUUAAAAACUGUGUUCAUUUUCACUGACUGAACCCAAGCCUGAUUACUUCCAGACCUAUUCAAUCAAGAAAUCACUUCAAAUGACAAAAUGAUGGCGCCCAAAAGAGCUCAAAAAGCGGCAAGAAAAUGCCACAGAAAUUUAACAGAUGAGAAAUGAAGUAAUUUACAUCUAUUAGUGUGGAAAUGCUUACAAAGCCAUUUCUGAAGCUUAAGGACUUCAACGAACCAUGGUGAGUGCCAUUAUCAACAAAUGGAGAAAAACAUGGAACAGUGGCGAACCUUCCCAGGAGUGGCCAGCCUACAAAAAUUACCCAAACGACUCAUCCAGGAGGUCACAAAGGUACCCAGGAGAACAUCUGAAGAACUGCAGGUCUUCCCUGUCGCAGUUAAGGUCGGUGUUCAUGACUCAAUAAGGAAGAGACUGGGCAAAAAUGGCAUCCAUGGCAAGAGUUCCAAGGCGCAAAACCACUGCUGACCAAAAAGAACAUAAAGGCUCAUCAUCUGCAAAAAAAAAAUCAAAAAUCUGAUUCCCAAGACUUUUGGUAGAAUAUUCUAUCGACUGACAAGACAAAAGUGGAACUUUUUGAAGGUGUGCGUCUCGUUAGUUAUAGUGUAAAUGUAACUAACACAGCAUUUGAGAAAAAGAACCUAAGUCACUUGUGGUAGUGUGAUGAUCUGGGGCUGCUUAGUAAAUGUAGGACCUGGAUGACCUGCUGCGAUUGAUGGAACACUGAAUUGUGCCCUUCACCAGCAAAUCCUGAAGGAGAAUGUUCGGCCAUCAAUUCGAGACUUCAAGCUGAAGCACACUUGGGUUCUUGCAGCAGGACAACGAUUCAAAACACACUAGCAAGUCAACUUCUGAAUGGCUUAAAAAAUGAAGGUUUCAGAGUGGCCAGGUCAAAGUCCAGACUUUAAGCCGAUUAAAAGGCUGUGGCAUGACCUUAAAAAGGGUGUUCGUGCUUGUGGCUGAAUUAAAAUGACUGUGCAAGGAAGAGUGGGCCAACGUAUUGCCAGUUAUUCAAAGUGCUUGAUUUCAGUUGUUGCUGCUGAGGGUGGCCAAAGCAGUCAGUAGGAUGAGGGGGCCAAUACUUUUUCACACAAGGGCCAGGUCGCUUUGAAAAGGUCUUUUUCCUUCAUAAAUACAAUCAGCUUUAAAAACAGCAUUUUAUGUUUAUUUGGGUUAUCCUUGUCCGACAUUUACAUUUCAUUGAUGAUCUUUAUCAGUAAAGUGGAGAAACGAAUUUGAGAAGGGGGCGAAUACUUACUUACAGAACAGUACGUUUUGAAAAUGUAGCAAAGAAAUGAAGUGACAGGGAAAGACUGGAGGGCUUCUUUUAGGGCACCACAGUCCGACAGUGCUGUUGGUCUCUGACUCUGCCCACUUUGGUCCGUAAAGGAAGCCGUUGGGAGACGCGUCCAAGUACAAACAACUGGAAUGAGUCGCAAAACUUUCGUGCGGGAACGCUUUCGAACCACCUCCAGAUGUUGUCGUUUUCUUAAUUUUUUUUCAGUCCGCGUCGAUAAAAUUCACAUGGAUGGCAUUUCACAUCAACGUUUACAUUUAGGCCCUUGAGUGUUUUAGCUUUGUAUGUCCAUACAAAAGGUUGCGAUUUCACUUUUCAUUUCGUCGCGAAGGGACGACACAAACGUAGCUUAGCAUGCAGCCAACGGUACGAUCAUGUCAAGAAGGGAGCUUAAAAAAAGGCCAGUUUGGUCGGAACCAUGCAUGGGCAAAUGUACGUUUAAUCAACUUUUGUUUUUUUUUGUUUUUUGGUAGAAUUUUUGUGUAUUCCUUUUUUAAAUAUAAAACGGGAUCGUUUUUUUUUUUUUUUUUUUUUUUUUCAAGGUAGUUUUCUGUCAUGUCUUAUUUUAUUCUGUUAUCUUUCUGUAGGUAUUUUUUAGGUUUGCAAAAAAAGGUAUUUUAAUGACAUUUGGGUUUUUUGGGAGGAGGACAAGAAAAAGUUUGUUACGCAGAUAAACUUGAAACAAAUAAUAUUGAUCAUGAUGAUAAUUAAUAAAAGUAACAAAUA